GCGCCCCGUGGCGGGAAGGCCCAAGAUGGCGGUGUCUACAUGGGUCUUGCGGGGCUGCCCCGGCCUCGUACACCGGCGCUUCCCGGGCAUGCUGCACCUAAAAGCCGUGCGGCUGCCGCCCGCGUUGGCCGCCGCCGCUGACCGCCUGCUGCUGCUGCGGGGUUCCUCUGUGCAGAACAUGCAGAGUAAAGCGAAGGCCCUCACCAAUUACUUGUGGAGCCGGAAGCGGCCUCCGGAGGCGGGUGAUCUGAGGAGGAAAGCACGGCAACUGGAACGGCAGCUCAGAGAGGAAAUGGUCCAGACCUCAUCAUCAGACACACCGGCUCUGCUGAAUGUGGCAGACGAACAGAAGCUACAGAACAAGAUACUGGCUAUGCUGCGGAAAACCACUUACCACUGGGAGGCAGUGAGGUACAAUGACGAGCUGAGUCUUGUAUACAUGGCAGCUCGGCUGGCUGGAGAAUUUGCAGCCAUGUCCAGAGUCUUCCAUGAGAUACAGAAGCGGGUCCCAGGCUUCGCCCCCCGCACCUUAUUGGAUUUUGGCUCUGGGACUGGCUCUGUCAGCUGGGCAGCGCACAGCUUCUGGGGCGAGAGCCUGAAUGAAUAUGUGUGUGUGGACAGCUCGGCCUCCAUGCUUUCCGUCGCUGAACAGCUGCUUCAAGGUGACUCCGAUUCCCAGACGCCCCACUUCUCAACCGUGUAUUUCCGACAGUUCCUCCCCGUCUCGCCCAAGGUGAAGUUCAACCUUGUGGUCUCUGCUUUCUCUCUGAAUGAGCUGCCCAGCCUGGCUGAGCGGAUGGAGACCAUCCAGACGCUGUGGAGGAAGACGGAUGACUUUCUGGUGUUGGUUGAGAAUGGCACGAAGGAAGGGCACCAGAUGCUCAUGGAGGCACGAGAAGUUGUCCUCAAGGGUGGGGACAAGCUGGUUCAUGACCCACGAGAGGCUCAAGUCUUUGCUCCAUGCCCGCACCACCUGCCCUGUCCCCGCCUCUCAUCUCAGAAGCCCCUGUCUUGCAAUUUCAUACAAGCCUAUCAUCCCCUACCCUUCAGUAAGAACCCAGAAGUGCAGGAGGAGAGAUUCUUCUUCUUGAUCCUACGCCGUGGGUCUGGGGAAACCGAAGAGCCCUGGCCUCGCAUAAUCCAGCGAGUUCUGCCCCUUUCUCGCCAUGUCCACUGCCAUCUGUGCUGUGCUGAUGGGACUGUGCAGCACGCAGUCAUAACCGCACGCAGACAUGGCAGAGAUCUAUACCGCUGUGUCCGGUGUAGCCACUGGGGUGACCGGCUGCCUGUUGUGAAUGUCCCGGAGGAGAUAUCACCAUCAUCAGGGGAUAAUGGGAGUGCCCAGACGGAGGAUCAAAGCUGAGCUGGCCGUAUUGCGCUGAAUAGUCCCCUCCUGUGGGUCGACUCCAUGCCAUGGACCGAUGAAUGCAGCCCUCAAGCCUAGCAUCUGCCUGGUUCACCCAGAGGAGCAUCCCCUGCUGUCAGUGCUCUGGCAGAGGAUGGCGUAGUGCGGAGGAUUGUGGUCUUUGACCUGCUUUCUGCAUGUAAUGUUCUUGCUGUUCCUGUUUCCUCUUGUUACAUCACUCUGUCUGUCCCUCUUGUGUUCUGUCUGCCCAUGCCUUGUCAUCCUUCAUCCAGGCGAUCAUCUUCCAUGCCGUUCCUGCCCUUGUUGUUUGCCAUCUCUGACGCUCAUCCCCAUUUGUUCUUCUGAUGCAUCUCACCUGCUUCCUUUCAGUUGUGGGUCAGUUCAGAUGUUCGUUGAGUCUUAUUCUCUCUGUUUCCCCUGCACUCUCCAUGCAUCCAGGAAAAGAGCCUGCAGGGAUCACUAAUGGCUAGACUACAGCCGCAGGAGCAGAAGUUUUGAGUUCCCAUCUCCAUUAGGCAGAUUUCUGUUCUUGGGGUUGUCACGUUAUCUAAUAAACAGUUUGUGAAAAGUCUA
Messenger RNA from Alligator mississippiensis (American alligator), 1939 nucleotides. It is a transcript of the gene METTL17, whose product is annotated as methyltransferase like 17. Gene Ontology annotation, molecular function: structural constituent of ribosome; methyltransferase activity. The record is from RefSeq and is a predicted model, not a curated record. Gene Ontology annotation, cellular component: mitochondrial small ribosomal subunit. The transcript is spliced from 13 exons. Gene Ontology annotation, biological process: translation. NCBI's taxonomy places the organism in Eukaryota, Metazoa, Chordata, Crocodylia, Alligatoridae. The coding region runs from base 26 to 1363 and encodes 445 amino acids.